Verticillium dahliae VdLs.17 is the source of this 3414-nucleotide messenger RNA. RefSeq lists its product as uncharacterized. Gene Ontology annotation, biological process: regulation of Arp2/3 complex-mediated actin nucleation; cell migration. Lineage: Eukaryota; Fungi; Ascomycota; Sordariomycetes; Glomerellales; Plectosphaerellaceae. Bases 1 to 3414 code for a protein of 1137 amino acids. Gene Ontology annotation, cellular component: lamellipodium; plasma membrane. The transcript has 7 exons. The record is from RefSeq and is a predicted model, not a curated record.
AUGGAGUCCGUCGUCGCCAGCCGACCAAACCUCCCCGCUCUGCACACUGGCAGCCACGACCACCAUAGCCACCAUAGCCACCAUGGCCACCAUGGCCACCAUGGCCACCAUGGCCACGUCCGUAGCAACUCCGAUUAUUCGGGCUCCGCCCCGCCUGCUUUCGCGGCGAAGAAGCGCGGCAGCUUCCUGUCAAAGACCUUCAAGAGCUUCAGCAGCUUGUCGUCCCUCGAAUUGACGGCCGAGGAGGCUCCAUCGGGGUCACAGACACCCCCGCGUCGAGUUCUCACGAAGACCCCCACUCGCAGCUCCUCCAUCUUCCAUCGCAUCAGUCGCCGACCCUCCAAAGACUCAACUACGAGCUCCCAUACAUCGGAAACGUCUGGCAAACUGGCAACAAUGAAGGUUAUCAGGCAUGGCCCCCUCAAAACCGAUGCCAAGCUCUGGAAGUCGCGCGCCGAGUAUGUCGUGUUGACGGAGACGUGCCUGCUCAAGUUCAACAGCAUAGACGCUGCGAGAGCAACAUUCGUUGACUUUGGAGGCCAGACGAACAGGUUGAGCAGGGCGUCGACGACAUCUUCUCUCGGACAAGACACAGCGUCCGCCGAGCCAAGCCUUCAGAUUCCCUUGCGUCGCAUCAUCAACAUUUUCAACGAGGAAGGCUCGAGUCCUCAUUUUGGCCUCGAUGUUUGGUGGUCGGAAGCACCACCCGCGGCCAUCAGGGAAUUCGUGGGCAGGUCCUCGGUGCCCGGCGGCAUCGUGGCGGCCAAUGUCGAGGCAAGGAUAUACAACCUCGUAGCGGCCGAAGAGCCCAUGUGCCAGGGCUAUCCUCUGGAUAUAUUUCCUGUGAAGCUGCGUGAUGCGUCCUCGUACUAUCUCUUGCUAGGUCUGAACAAGUGCUACCUGGUUCGCGUUUCCAAAACUUCAGCAUACAAAGCCCCGCAAGACCUGGAGAUCAACACGGUGGUGUUUGGCAUCACAUCACUCGUGCGUCUCAAGGCAACCAUGGUUCCCCACGAGGAACGCUUCGUGUUGGGGUUUAGGAUGCCUUGCGAACCGGAAAAGCGCUUGGAGCUCGCCAGUCGCUGGUACCGGGAGAUUGUCAUGACCUUCAUGAAGGCCGAUCGAGCAGUCAAACCAGCCUGGCCUCAACACUUACAGAAUGACAUCUUUGAGAUCAAGGGCCUGACGGCGCAGCUUCAUCUACCCGCUGGCCAGGAUUUCGGCGGCCUGAAGAGGACGCUCGAGGCCUACUGCGCGACUUACGGAUGCCAAGUUCCGGAUUGGACAGCAAACUGGAAAUGUGAAAGGCGAGAAAACAGCCCUGAGUUCCGCCUGCUUCCUUCACGCUCUCCGGAGGGAUACUCGGCCUUCCAGCUCCUAGCCGUAUUCAGAGCGCUCCGGUACAACGAUUACUUCAGGUCGCUGUCGUUCAGAGACGUAGACUUUAGUCCCAUGUGUGGACGAUACGACCUGGUCCACUACGAUGACUCCAUCGCUGAUGUUUCUCGCAAUGGCUACGUAAUCGAUAGUGUUCAUCGAGAGAUCCUGCGAAGCUCACCGAUGCUCUUCCAGGAGCUUCACGCUGUUGCGUUCACCUCCGGUUCCAUCAGGAGCAUCGAUCUGACGAAUGUUCUCGCCCCGCGACGCAUUGCCUCGGCGAGCCCCCGAGCUCGAUCUCUGCCGUCGUCCGGUCCGAACGAGCUGCCCGAAGUGGCGCGACCAAUUCUGUUACUACUCAGAACCCAGAAUAUCACCCUCGAUACCCUCAUCCUUAGUGGCAACCCCCUAACCCAGGGCGAAGUAGACGAGCUGGUGACAGUCCUCAACAUGCCCGACACUUUCAGACACCUCGAUAUCUCCCGAUGCAGCCUUGACGAACGCAGUCUUGAAGAGAUAUGGGACGCGCUCCCGGAACAAAGCUACAAGAUGGAAGUCCUGGACACAUCACACAAUUUUGGGAACGUCGACCACGUCCUCAUCCGGAACAGCCUGUGCCACUUCGUUCGCCUCCGCAAGCUGAGCAUCGCCGGCAAUUGCAUGAGUCAGUUUACGGACUUUUUGUUCUAUGAUGAAACCAUAAUGCGCUGGCAGCUUGAGGAACUUGACCUUUCGGACAUCAAGCUGAGCGACGAGACCACGAUGAUCCUUGCUGCAUAUCUGGGGAUGCCAGAGUCAAAUUGGCUGAGGAGGCUUGAUCUCAAUAACUGCGGGCUGAGUGGCUCUAUGGCGGCCACGCUUUUUAGGAGCAUGGGUCAAGGCCGCGAACUUACUUGCGCCAUCAGUGGCAACCACCUGGAAGACGGUGGCGACGACCUUGCCAAUGCUAUCGGCUGCAACUUUGGUCCUCGGAUGCUAUUCGUCGACAUGGUGGAGUAUCGUGAGGAGACCAACUUCAUCAAGCUCAUCCGUGCCCUAGCCGUCAACAACACGAUCAACCUCCUCAGCCUUGUCGGUACCUCGACAGCCGGGCAGGUCAGCGAGGAGGCCUGCGCCGCCGUGUCCGACUUCUUUGCAACCAACACGUCCGUCUGCUUUCUUGACUUGUCCGGCUUUUCUGCCAAACUCGACGAAGGCCAGCUUGGCCUCGGCUUCUCUCGCUCCCUUGCUGGCUUGGCGCAGAAUACAACCAUUCACCACCUCCGCAUCCGCAAUCAGAAGCUUAAUGUGAACAUCGGCGACCUUGCAUCCGCAAUCGCCCGCAACGUCACGUUGAUGACCCUCGAUGUCCAGGACAACGGUUUCAACCUCUCAAACUUGACACACAUGGCUCGCAGUCUGGAGGAGAACAAGUCGAUCCAAGAGUUCCGUCCCUUUUCUGAGGCCGAGCUCAACCGCACCAUCAACAGCUCAAUGCAAAAGGUUAUCCUGCCCUCGCACCAACCCGAGCACCACCGCCGCCGGUCUUCCAAGGCAGCCGCUGCCGCCCGCGCAGCCGACACGCUUGCCGAGGAUGCCAGCAAAGCUCUCGUCCAGGAACUCCGCGGCCAGUGGACUGUAAAGAUGAAACAAAUCGAGUCCAUUGUCGAACGCAACCGCUCACAAGUCACUCUUGAGCAGACCGGACGCACAAUGUCUGGACACGAUUCUGACACUUUUGCGGAGGACCUUGUCGCAUUGUUCGGCGGCCUAGCCACCAUCAAGCGAGAGAGGAAGUCUGCUGCGGCGGGCGUCGGGCCGCCAACGCCACCUCUGGAUGCCAUGCCCGGAGAAGAGUACACCAUAGGCACAGCGCCACAUCACGUCACGAGGGACGAGGUCCUCGAGAGUCCAGCAUCGGACACCCCCGGGGGAGGCUCGUCAGGGUUGCCGACCCCGCCAGAGUGGGCCACAGCCGAGGAACCCAUCCAGGAGGUGACGGGGUGUGCGGAGGCGCUCGAGACUUUCGGGAUCAGCGAGAAGAGAGCGGGGCAGUGA